CAUGAUGGCGGGGAAUCGAAAUAAGGUGUUUCCCGCAAUGAGCGUCAAAAGAGAACCCCCGCCCAUCACCGACGCAAGUCGGCGGCGCGCCACUCUAACCCGGAAGUGGGAUAGCCUGGAGAAAGAACUCAAAUCCAACGAACAUGUUACUUCCCGUAUUGAGGCCAAGCAGCAACAGUCAGAGACAAUGAGCACGUCGACAUUCGACGACGUCUCCUCGACAUCAUCGUCGUACCAAACAACGCCAUCGCCUAUGAGUGUCUACCACAGGGGUAACCGGUCAGAACGGAGGAACGCCAAAACCAAGAAGAAGAAACAGGAACCAAAAAAGAAGGAAAAGGAAAAGGAUGCCACAACCGUAUUAGUGGACAAACUCCACUCAUCGCUGGACAAUCUUGACCGUUUCCUUCAAACGAAUCUCCAGGAUGAGAUAUUUCUGGCCCGUAAGGACAUGAUGCCAAAACACUUUGAGAAAAGUGAGAAGUUGAGGAGCCGUUGGAAGAAACUGGAACAAGAUCUGGUCUACGAGGAACUUCUCGUCACCAUCAACGAUGCCAAGGAUAGGAAGAAAAGUACCGGAAGUAAUCCUUUGACUCCAAUUGGAGAGGAACCUGAAGAAAAGGGGCCAAAGUCAGCGACCUCUGACAGUCAUCGACUCAGUCCGGAAGGAGCCAGUUCCCAUGACAACGACGUGGAACACGAAAAAUCUAGCUCUACAAAAGGUAAAGGUUCAUCUAAAAGCAAACCUAAAGGACGACAAGAAAGUGUUCAUAGUAAUGGAAAGGAAGUUGAAAAACAUCACACCAAAGCUGAUAUUCACAAUGCCCCAGAGCAACGAAUUACAAACUCAAAAUUAUCAAGAAAUACCGAGGUGGACGUACUAUUAAGUGAUGUGCCUUCAGAGGAAGAAUAUCGUUCACAGGAGCACCGAUCUUCUAAGAAAAUAUCAACUCAAAGUGAUAUAUCUUUGAAAAGAAACCAAACGUUUGAAGGUUCUAAUGACAGUUUUGAGAAAAGAGUUUCAACAGUGUCAAAUCCUAGCUAUGUGCAAAGCAGAAAGACGUCAGUUCUCAGUAAAAAUUCGAAUAGUAACAUUACACUUCUAAGUAAACAAUCUACAAUUGUGUCGACUCAGUCAACUACCAUUGGAGAUGAACUGGCCGAAGACGAAGAGGAUGAGGAACUUGGCGAGGAAGAUGAUGAAGAGAACAUUGAAGAAGAUGAUGAGGAGAUAGAAGAGAAUGAAGAUGAAUCAGUGGAGGAGGAGGAAGGAGAAGAGGACGAGGACGAAGAAGACGAUGAGGAAGAAGAAGAUGACGAGGAAGUAGAUGAAAAUGAUGAGGAAGAAGAAGAUUUACAACCGUUGAUGGAAUCAGAAAAGAAUAUUAGAGAUGAUUCUCAGAUUAAAUCUAUGGUAGAGGCAGAUGUUGAAGAUGAGGAAAAUAUUACUGAAAAUGAGAAGUUAAAAGAAGCUGAGAUUGCUCAGGAGGCUGUUUCGGAAAGAGAUUCCGUAAGUCAGUGUAGCCCUGGAAGAAAAGACAGCACAGAGGAAGAGGAAGAAAAUGAGAAUGGUGAAGACAAUGAUGAAACUGAGAUCGACGAUGAUGAGGAAGAGGAGACAGGGGUCGAAGAUGACACAGAAGAGGAAGAAGAGGAGGAAGAAGGGGAAGGAGAAAUGGAAAAGACGAAGCGAAAUUCAGUAAUAGUAAGUGAAUGUAGACCAGAGAUUGAUAGACAUCCAGUGUCAAAGGCCAAUGUUCUUGCGCGACAGGAAAAUGUACAGGAAGAUGUACAGGACUUGGAUGAAGAUGAUUCAAAUAGUGAUGAAGAUGAUAAUGAUGAUGAAAAUGAAGGGGAGGAAGAAGAUGAUGAAGAAGACAACGAAUGUGGAAAGAUCGAGGAAAACUUAGAAGACGACGAAGAAGAAGUAGAAGAAGAAAACGAAGAAAAGAUUGAAAAUGCAACAAACAAAAAGGAAGUCAAAAUGUCACAUAAAAUGUCCGAAGAGUCUUCUGAAAACCAAAUGUACGAAAAUGAUCAUGACACUGACCCCAGCAGUGGGGAGAUAAAGACACCGUUAGAUAUUCAAAUAGGGCAUAAAGAAUCAACACGUAGUCCUAAAAAGAAUAGCAUUUCGAAGAAAGAGACGAUAUCAGACCAACCAGUGUUUUCAAAUGUUAGAAGUGUUGUAGAUUGUGUGUUAGGUGACAAGAACACAUCAGUAGUGAACUGUGACUAUCAGAAUCAAAUCACCGUCGACAAGAAUCAAAAUGGUAUUGAAAAUCAAAAUCAAAAGAAAAGAUCAACAACUCCCGAGACGUUGAUGGGUGAUGGAGGGGUAUACAUUCAUCGACCGAAGAAGCAGAGGAAGAAGGAACGUCCACCCUCUACACCUCAUAGUCGACAUGGAAAACGUAAAGGCAAAUACGAAGAGAAUCCCUAUAUUGCUACUGCUAAUGAAAUCAGAAGACAAAUACACCCAACGAGAGUCGAGAAGAACAUUACAGAUACGAAAACGAAAGACCACAAAACUCAUUCUAGAAGAGGAAAGGUUCCUAAGAUGCUGGGUCUAGUGAAUGAAUUAAGUUCACCGAGAGUUCACAUGAGCAUAUCACCUUCAACACGUAAUGAUAACCACGUGUCACCAAGAAGCAGACUUGGUAGUCAUUCUGAAAUCAAUAAAAGAGAAAUAAAUAAACGACAGAGUAAAUCCAAAUCUCCAGCUUCAAAGUCCACAUCUUCAAGGGACAGGAGUAGGAAAAGGAAUGUUUCAGAAACGUCAAAAGCACCCGCACUCCUCUCUGUAAGUACUGAAAUGAUGGUACUCCAUAAAGACAAGAUGCAUGCUAAUCCAAAGGAUGGAUCACCCAUACAUGCACACAAUAGGAACCGAAAAUCUAAAUCUAACAAGAAUGGUAAAUUGAAAAAAGAAACAGAUCUGUCUUCAGAAAAUCAAGAAGAUUCAUUUCCACUGAGUGAACCAAGCACACGUGUACGAAAACAAGGUGAAGCUUGUCUCAAACAACCAACCAGUAAAAUAGACACUGACAAAAGUGGGGUUGAAAUGAGGAAUAAAGAAUUGGGCAAAAGUGACGAAGGUGCAAUUUCACAACCAGACAUACUUAGUGCUUGUAAAGAAGGUAGCUCAGAGUCCAAACUUAAGCAAAAUGAGAUGGGUUCAGUAAGAACUAAAUGUGAUGAUGAUUCAAAGAAACCUGAUAAGAGCUCAAAAGAUAAAGCUCCUAGAAAGAGCGUAGUAUGCAGAGAUGAAACAGUUUCUUUAUUCAGAAUACAAAGUAAGAUUAAGGAGGAAGAAAGCGUGGCUAAUGCCUUAGAAGGCCAACCGGAAAGGAAAGCUAAAAAAAGUAGGAAAUCAAAAGGCCAAAUGGUGCAAAAAAAAGAAGCCUCAUCUACCAGAGAUGAAGGAAUGGAUGUAAUGAAUUAUGUACGCAGACCACGCAUCGUCUAUGAUAGUGUGAAGACUAAAAAUAGUAACGAUACUGUGAAAUUGAAAACUUCCCGCCCGAGACGUGCCAAGAAAUCAGUUGUUAGAGCAGAAGGUGUUAACAGUGACGCAGUGACAAGUGUUUACGACGGCAAGGUAGAAGUGAGGACUUCAGGCGUGAAGCAUAAAAAGAAGGGAAAAGAUAAAACGAAAAAAGUGUGCAAAAGUCAAAUAGUUGUGUAGAUCUAGAAUCCCAGGCAACAUCAGAAGGAUCUGACUCAUCAAAGCAUAGACUAGAGUCACAGCCAGGGGUUUCGAAACCAUCGAAAGAAAUGAUGGAGCGUGCUCGAGAAGCGAAAGAAGUGUACACUCCACCGCGUCCUUCUCUGGGAGAGAAGAGGGCAGAAAGAGUCAAGGCUGUAGAAGAGAUCAGAGCUGAGGAGAAGAGGCAAGAGGAGAGGAUAAGGAGGAAGAAGAAGCAUGAUGUAGAAAAAAGGAAAUCAAAAUCAAAGAAAUCGAUUGAUUUUCAUUAAUAUAUUUUAUUUAAGUUCACUUAGAGACAUCUACUGGUAUGUCUAAUUUGAAGAUCCCUCCAUUGUCUCAAUCUGUCGUUACUUUGGCGGAGAUGCCUUGUGAAUAUAA
Haliotis rubra (blacklip abalone) is the source of this 4087-nucleotide messenger RNA. RefSeq names its product myb-like protein X. The transcript has 5 exons. NCBI's taxonomy places the organism in Eukaryota, Metazoa, Mollusca, Gastropoda, Lepetellida, Haliotidae. The record is from RefSeq and is a predicted model, not a curated record. The coding region runs from base 5 to 3688 and encodes 1227 amino acids.